AUGGCAGAGAAACCGAAGUUUGAGUUAAAUAAAGAACACAUUAAUAUUACCACUAUUGGUCACGUUGACCACGGCAAGACCACUUUAAGUGCGGCGAUUACUAAAUACGCUGCUAGCAAAGAAAUUGAUAGAGCACCCGAAGAAAAAGCCCGAGGAAUUACUAUCAAUGCUGCCCACUUGGAACUGGAAACCCAAACGAGACAUUAUUCUUUAACUGAUUGUCCCGGACACGCCGAUUACGUCAAAAAUAUGAUUACCGGAGCUUCCCAAGCCGACGGAGGCAUUUUGGUCGUAGCUGCCACGGACGGAGCAAUGCCCCAAACCAAGGAGCAUUUGCGUUUAGCUCGGCAAAUUGGCAUUAAACACUUGGUAGUUUUCAUUAAUAAGGUAGAUGACGUUAGCGACCUUUCUUUUGUCGACUUAGUGGAAAUGGAAAUGCGUGAUUUGCUCAAUCAAUAUAAAUUUGACGGACAAAAAACUCCUUUUGUUAAAGGUUCAGCUUUAUCGGCUUUGGAAGGAAAAAAUCCAGAAAUUGGCGAACAAAGAAUCGAAGAAUUAUUAAAUACUAUUGAUCAAUAUAUUCCUAAUCCAGUACGCGAUAUUUCUAAGCCUUUCUUAAUGCCAAUUGGCAAAGCGGAAACAAAAACUGGUUUAGGAACCAUCGCCACUGGUAAUGUUCUCCGCGGAAAAUUAAAGUUAGAACCCCGGGGAACAAACGUGGAAAUUGUGGGACUUGGUCCAACUACUAGUGCCGUAGCUACCGGAAUUGAAAUGUUUCAUAAAUCAUUAAGCGAAGCCUUACCAGGCUACGAUAUUGGGGUGCUUCUACGGGGUAUCAAACGGGAGCAAAUUCGUCGCGGGCAAGUUCUCGCCGCUCCCGGAACAAUUAAAGCUCACGCUAAAUUCGAAGCUACUGCUUAUAUCCUAACCAAAGAAGAAGGUGGACGACACACUCCCUUUGGUGGUAGCGACAAAGAAGGUAAAAAAGCCAAAAGCGGGAAAGAAUACCGUCCGCAGUUUCAUUUUCACACAGCGGAUGUUACUGGUAGUAUUUCCUCGCCAAAAAAUCCCCAAACUGGCGAAUUAGUGGAAAUGGUAAUGCCGGGAGAUAACAUUAACUUUACGGUGGAACUAGGUAGUCCGGUUGCCAUUGAAAAUAAUACUCGCUUUUCCAUUCGGGAAGUCAAAAAUUUUACCAAAAGAUUUGGGUAUAAAACGGUUGUCAAUAAUGCUUCUUUCCGAGUAAAAAGAGGAAGCAUUCACGGCUUUAUUGGUCCUAAUGGUGCCGGCAAAAGCACUACCCUUAAUGCUCUUAUGGGCUUAGUCAUCAGCAGUGGCGGGGAACUAUUGAUUGAAGAAAAAAAAGUAAUUACUGACCCGAAUUUUAACGCCAAUGUUGGUUAUGUUCCGGCCGAACCCCUUUUUCCGCGGAACAUGAAAGUAAAAAGUUUCAUUGAAUUUUGUGGUCUUUUGCGGGAUAUUCCUGCUUCCCAAGUGGGUCAAAAAUUAAAUUCUUCCUCUUUAAACAGCCUUUUAAUGGCCUUGACCCGACUAAAAGAACAUGGCCUUGACCCGACUAAAAGAACUUUACUUGCCAAUAAAAUCAAAGAAGUAAGAAGUCAAGGAGGCACGAUUUUAAUGUCAACUCAUAUUUUAUCCGAUUUACAAGAAUUAGCCGACGAAAUUACCAUGAUUAAAAACGGAAAAAUUGUCUAUACCGGACUAAAAACGGACGACAUUCAAAGAACUUAUGAGCAAUAUUUCGUCCAGGAUGAUAAAAAAAAUAAUCCAAAAAAAGUAACAGUUAAGUAUAAAGGUCCAAAAGAUACCGAAAAGAGAACAUUUGAAUUAGAAGUUAAAGACGAAGAGCAAACAGUCGAUAACGAAAAGUUCAAAAAUGUUAAGAGCAAUCCAUUUAGAACUAGUUAUGAAAUAUAUGUAGGAGGCUCGGAUGAUAAAAGCGGGAAUGAUUGA
Molecule: messenger RNA, 1974 nt
Organism: Entrophospora sp. SA101
Lineage: Eukaryota; Fungi; Glomeromycota; Glomeromycetes; Entrophosporales; Entrophosporaceae
Source: the annotation of a GenBank genome assembly